AUGCUCGCGUCGCCACUGCUGUCCAUCCUUGCAUUGGGUGUCACCUCCGUGUUUGGCUAUGAUCCUACUCGAACAGAUAAUUUGGUGGUCUAUUAUGGUCAAAACAGCUACGGUGCCGUCGGUGGGGCUCAAUCCGGUUGGCAACAACAAAUCGGCGCCUACUGUCAAGACGACGUCAUCAACGUUUUACCCAGCAAGCCGCUAUUCUCAUUUCCACAGACCCUUGCUGACUUUCUUACAGUUGCGUUCAUUGACGUGUUCUUUGGUACUGGUGGUCUGCCGGAUUUGAACAUGGCCAAUGUUUGCAACUCGGCAGACAAUGGAGUCUUCCCUGGCACCGGCUUAGCUAACUGCCAAUUUUUGGCCUCGCAAAUCCAAGCCUGUCAAGCUGCAGGAAAACUAGUCACCCUCUCUUUGGGUGGCGCCAGUGGUGCUGCUGUUCUCACUUCGGACGCGCAGGGUGUUCAGUUUGCCAAUACCAUCUGGAAUCUUUUCCUUGGAGGCUCGAGCUCGACGCGUCCCUUCGGAGCUGCUGUCUUGGACGGGCAAGUCACUAUUUUAGUCUUGACAGAGCUAUCUAUAUUUACCAUCAUUAGAAUUGAUCUCGACAUCGAAGGAGGAGGACCGACUGGAUUUGCCGCCUUUGUCACUCAAAUCAGGACAUUAUCUGCCAAUGCGAGCAAGAAGUACUAUAUCACUGGCGCUCCCCAAUGCCCUUACCCUGAUGCAUAUAUGGGUUCUAUACUCAAUGCAGUGGGCUUCGAUGCGGUAUAUGUCCAAUUCUACAACAACUACUGGCAAUUCUGUUGCCAACUCUGGGAACGAAAACUUGUCCAGAACUGGAACUUCGCUUCCUGGGAUACAUGGGCAAAGACAGUUUCGCCGAACAAGAACGUCAAGGUUUUCAUUGGCGCCCCCGCUUCGUCAUCUGCAGGCUCUGGUUACGCGAAUGCCGCAACCCUCGGAGCCCUCGCAGUCUCCACUCGCGCGAAGUAUUCGAGUUUCGGUGGAGUGAUGUUGUGGGAUGCAUCACAGGCUUAUGCAAAUGGCCGAUUUGACAGGGCGGUGAAGAAUAUCAUCACGACCGCCGGUGGAGGAGGAGUCUCCACGAGUAAAACUGCUUCAUCCAGCUCCUCGACCAAGUCCUCUACCCCCAUAACAUCAAGCACAAGAUCAUCCACUACCAUCUCCACCACCAUUUCCACAACCAAGUCGUCCUCUAACGGCAAUUGCGCAGGCGUUGCAGCUUGGGUAUCAACCGUGGCGUACGUUGGUGGGAGCCAAGUAACCUACAAUGGACAUUUAUGGCAAGCCAAAUACUGGUCUCAAGCUGAUGUGCCUGGUGGUGUAGCUGGUGACUGGACGGACUUGGGGGCGUGCACGUCCCUUAUGGCAACUCUUAAAGCCGAUGCGCCGGCCAAGCCAACUGCGGCCGUAUUGACUGGUGUUGCCCCAGCGGCGAAGGCGACAGUUGCGGCGCAAGAAACUAGAAAGAAGUCAAGAGCAUUUAAAUUUGUCUAA
Molecule: messenger RNA, 1521 nt
Organism: Mycena indigotica
Lineage: Eukaryota; Fungi; Basidiomycota; Agaricomycetes; Agaricales; Mycenaceae
Product: Glycoside hydrolase
Exons: 13
Coding region: 1-1521 (506 amino acids)
Biological process (GO): carbohydrate metabolic process
Cellular component (GO): extracellular region
Molecular function (GO): carbohydrate binding; chitinase activity
Source: RefSeq, a predicted model, not a curated record